Molecule: messenger RNA, 1785 nt
Organism: Cydia splendana
Lineage: Eukaryota; Metazoa; Arthropoda; Insecta; Lepidoptera; Tortricidae
Gene: Thor
Product: eukaryotic translation initiation factor 4E-binding protein
Exons: 2
Coding region: 119-466 (115 amino acids)
Biological process (GO): negative regulation of translational initiation
Cellular component (GO): cytoplasm
Molecular function (GO): eukaryotic initiation factor 4E binding
Source: RefSeq, a predicted model, not a curated record
GCCGGCAAACGUAUUUAUUUUAGGCCCCGCCAGCGCCCGGCUCAGUCGCUCAUUUCUCCUCCGACAGUGUGCCAGUGUUUGUGAAUUUUGAACUUUACCAGUAAAAAAAUAAAACACAAUGUCCGCGUCCCCUAUUGCGAGGCAAGCGACGCACAGCCAGUCAAUCCCGACGAGGCGGGUGCUGAUCUCGGACCCGGCGCAGAUGCCUGAUGUUUAUUCCAGCACGCCUGGAGGCACCAUAUAUUCUACUACCCCUGGAGGCACCAGGAUAGUCUACGAAAGGUCUUUCAUGUUGUCUCUGCGGCAGUCUCCAAUCUCUCAGACGCCGCCGAAAUGCUCGCUACCAGCCGCCAUGUUGAAAAACCCCGGCGCUGGCAACGUCUCAGUGUUGCCAACACAGAAAAAUACCCGCUCGAAUUCCAUCUCGUUCGACGAGUCACAGGAAACGUUUAGCAUGGAUCUCUAGAAGCUUAUAUUAAGUUUCUAAACUUUUAAAAGUUAUGACUUUUAAACUCGAUGUAAUUUUAUUUGAAGCGUCGUAAUUCCUAUAAGAUUGUGUCGUGUGGAAGAGGCAUAAGAGACCUCAUAUACUAAGCAAGCAAAAUCACAAUAGCUCAAUUGUCAGGCACAGUUGAGGUUAUUGUUUUCGCGCACAAAUGGAUAACACGAACAUGUAACUUCAAUUACAUAUUCAGGGAGUCUCCUGUUUUGCUAAGAAUAUGGAGUCAUAGAUAAGUAAUUAUGUAUUUGCAGUUUACGCCUUUGCAGCAGGCUUUCAUUAUUGUCUUUGGCGAUUGCAGAGGUUGUAAAGCAUUUGUAAUUUCUGCAAAUGUGGCUUGCUGUGACAAAUUUUAAAGGUUUUUAAUAUCAAUACAUUAGUUUUAAGAUUUUAAACAUAGUUCUUUAAGCGUGACUGAACCGUUGGUAGUGCGUUCAAAACGCAAUCCAUUGCCAUUUUCAUUACAUUUAUUUAAAUGGCAAAGGUGUUUUGUAAAUAGUAUCAGAUGGCGUAAGACGCAUAAAUUAGUAAUCGACUAGUUUAUAGAAUAGUAAAACAGCAAGUGCCAUUGAAUAGAAGUUAAUUAGUUUAUAAUUUACUUCUGAAGUGGUGUUGCGAACAUUUAGACUGCGUUCUCAAUAUACUUAUAAUGCGAUGUGUAUUUAUUAAUUCAACAAUGAUUUAUUUAAAAAUCUGUGUCUUGUGACCUUACUACUCGUAUUUUAGUAAAUUUAUAGGUAUUAUUUGUCGCUGAUUUUGAUCCUUCAUCAGAGGUAUUCAUUUGCGGUAGGGCUACCGCAAAUUUCGUUAUUUGCCUCUCUAUCACUCUUGCAUAUUUGAGCGAAAGAGAGAUAGAGAACAAAAUUUAGUUUUUCGUUUGUAGCAGUAGGGCCCUACCUCAAAGAUUAUUAAAAGACUUAAAGGUUAUUAAAAGACGCGACCCCAAACUAUUGCUCCCAGUUCACUGUGUAUGAUGAGACGACAGCAAAGUAUUGUUGAUUUUGCUAUCACUCAUGAUGAAAAGGGUAACUCUGUUUGGAGAUGCCGUACAAAGUGACUCUUUUAAUUUCUCGUGAAUUUAGAUUAGUUAAGGCUUGAAUAUGACAAAUCUUGUUAAUUGUUGUUCCAAAGCAUUUAAUACAUUGUAAACACAUAUUGUAAAUAUAAUAUUCUGUUAAUGAUAAAAUUUAUUUGGCUGAAAUUUAUUACUCGGCUUCUACUGAGACAAUUUGAUAUUACAAAUUUCAUUGACUGCCAAUUUUUUAAUAAAGUUGAUAUUAUGAGUA